Molecule: messenger RNA, 1248 nt
Organism: Aspergillus campestris IBT 28561
Lineage: Eukaryota; Fungi; Ascomycota; Eurotiomycetes; Eurotiales; Aspergillaceae
Gene: fhpA
Product: flavohemoprotein
Exons: 1
Coding region: 1-1248 (415 amino acids)
Biological process (GO): cellular response to nitrosative stress; nitric oxide catabolic process
Cellular component (GO): intracellular anatomical structure
Molecular function (GO): oxygen binding; heme binding; nitric oxide dioxygenase [NAD(P)H] activity
Source: RefSeq, a predicted model, not a curated record
AUGUCCCUCACCCCCGACCAAGUCGGCCUGAUCAAGGCCACCGUGCCUAUCCUCCGGGAACACGGCGUUACGAUCACCGCUACUUUCUAUAAGAAUAUGUUGGCCGCCCACCCAGAGCUGCACGCGGUCUUUAACACCGCCAACCAAGUCAAUGGUCACCAACCCAAGGCUUUAGCCGGCGCCCUCUUCGCCUAUGCGUCUCACAUCGAUGAUCUGGGUGCUCUGGGCCCGGCCGUCGAGCUGAUCUGCCACAAGCACGCGUCGCUCUACAUCCAGCCCGAGCAGUACGACAUCGUGGGUAAAUACUUGCUGGAGGCCAUGGGUCAAGUGCUGGGCAGCGCCCUCACUCCGGAGAUUCUGGACGCCUGGGCCACGGCCUACUGGCAGCUGGCCAAGAUCAUGAUUGGCCGCGAGGCUGAGCUGUACCGCGAGAGCGAAGGCUGGACUCAAUUCCGUGACUUCCGCGUCGCUGCCAAGGUUCCCGAGUCCGCCGAGAUCACCUCCUUCCACCUGGCUCCCGUCGACGGCCAGCCCCUGCCCAAGUUCCAACCGGGCCAGUACAUCUCCAUCCAGCUGUUUGUGCCGGAUCUCAAAUACCCCCAGGCGCGCCAGUAUUCGCUGAGUGAUGCUCCCCACGCCGACCACUAUCGCAUCAGCGUCCGCAAGCAUCCCGGUCUUGACCCCAGCAACCCCGGCGCCAGGGCCAACCCGGGAUACGUGUCCAACUUGCUGCACGCCAACGUGCAAGAGGGCGACGUGCUGAAGGUGUCGCAUCCCUACGGCGACUUCUUCUUCCGCGACGAACUCGCCGGCAAGAAUCCCAUCGUUUUGCUGGGUGCCGGCGUGGGCCUCACCCCCCUCAUGUCCAUUCUCAACACCCUCGCCGGCAAAACGGCACCCGACCGCCCGGUCACGUUCAUCCACGGGGCCCGCACGGCGCGGGCGCGGGCCUUCCACGGGUACGUCCAGGGGCUGAAGGAGAAGAUUCCCUCGCUCAAGACGACCUUCUUCAACAGCGAGCCCGCCGCCGACGAGACCGCCGGCGUUGACUACGAUAGGGCGGGCCGCAUCUCCAUGCCGCUGCUGGACCGUAGCGCGGACUUGCACCUGGACGACUCUACCACCGGGUAUUACGUGUGUGGGCCUGAGAGCUUUAUGGUCGAUAUGCGGGCGUGGUUGCGCGAACAGGGUGUCGGUGACGACCGACUCAAUCUUGAGUUGUUCGGCACUGGCGGUGUGCCGGCUUGA